AAUAUCGUCGUGCCGUUUUGUCGUUCACGCAUACGUAUUUUUCUCUCGUUCUCGCACCGGCGGCCAUGCUCUAUUCGUUUUUGUCGGUUUCAGUGUCCGUCUAUAACUGCGUGCGAGGACACGUCGCGUGUUUACCGACAUGACGUUUUAUAUAGCACCGGAAGUGUUAAUUCCGCUUGUAGAAAAGAAGCCUGCCAUUUGGGACAAAACAACAGAUGUGUAUAAAGAUAAAGAAGCGAAACUGUCUGCGUGGAAAGAUAUUUGCUGUACUCUGGAUCCCAAUUUUGAUGCGUUAGAUGGAAGGGAUAAGAAAGAUAUUAUUAGCAGGAUAACUACAAAAUGGUCAUAUAUUCGAGAUGCUUUCAUGAGAUCGCAGAAAAAAGAAAGAAGAGUAAAACGAAGUGGUGUAUUCACGAUAACAUCAAAACCGUAUAGGUAUAAGAAUAUUUUGCAGUUCUUGAUGAAAUUGGUUGAACCUCGCGUAAAACAAGAGUCGUGUGAUUCGAUUGAGCUCGACGAUUCCAGUGACUCAAGCAGUGAAGAGGUAGAAAAUGAGCAACCACCCACUCCUCAUAAGAUUGUUAAGACUGAAACAUUAGAAGAUACGAUAACACAUUUUGUGGAUACUCAAUCAGACCCUAUUCAAGAACACCCACAAGUAACAUUUAUUAGAAGUGUUUUACCAUCUUUGGCGUCAUUUGAUGAUGAUGACAAUUUGGAAUUCCAAAUAGGUGUUUUAGCACUGAUUCAAAAAAUUAGAAAGAAACGCCGUGAAAACAUGGUGUAGGCACGGUAGGUAAGCCCCCCUAAGCACAAUUUUAAGCGGUACCUACCUAAUCAAAACAAUUUUGUUAGGUACUUAAUAAUAAGUAUGUAGGUAUACGAUUUAUACUUAAGGUAGAAUUCUGUGUAUAGGUAUUUUAAGAUCCCGUUUCAAUGGAUAAAUUGUUGUAAAAAUAUUAAGUGGUUAAUAAAUAAAUAAAGAUGUGUUUUAA
Molecule: messenger RNA, 995 nt
Organism: Helicoverpa zea (corn earworm)
Lineage: Eukaryota; Metazoa; Arthropoda; Insecta; Lepidoptera; Noctuidae
Exons: 3
Coding region: 140-787 (215 amino acids)
Source: RefSeq, a predicted model, not a curated record